Messenger RNA from Mya arenaria, 2791 nucleotides. RefSeq lists its product as uncharacterized. The record is from RefSeq and is a predicted model, not a curated record. NCBI's taxonomy places the organism in Eukaryota, Metazoa, Mollusca, Bivalvia, Myida, Myidae. The transcript has 3 exons. Bases 154 to 627 code for a protein of 157 amino acids.
CUGAGUGUUAACAAGCUCAUCAGGCUUAAUCAUUUCCUUAAUAUUGUUUAUUUCAGUGCUGAGUUAUUACUUAAUAUAUUUUUACGUUUUCUGCAUCAAAAGUGUUAAAAAGACGGAACUGUUUGUAAUUUUCCUCCUCGCCUGUCUCCGGCAAUGUUUGACCAGGAUAUGGUGCCGCACGGCGUUGCGCUCGGGAUGUCUAUUUCCGGUCUUGUGUGUGCCCUGGUUGGGUUGGCCAGUCCGUUCUGGAAUGUCCACGUGGACGGGGAGCGCUGGGGACUGUGGAGGGGCUGCCUCCCGCGGGGCUGCCAGGCGCUCUGGUCGACAUCCGUUACUGACACACUGCAAGCGGGGCGGACCUUAAUUACGAUAGGUCUGGUUGGCCAAAUUCUGUUGACGGUGCUGUUUGUUGUUUUCAUUGUACUAAAAAGGGAUCGCAGGAUUAUUGUUGGGGGAAUAGCGUUGUCAUGUGUCACAGCGUGUUGUUCCAUGUUUGGCCCGCUACUGUGGUUGUCGUCUGCCAACCUGUCUGUCAGUUGGGCGUUCUACGUCAGUUACGUGAGUGGGAUUUUGAUGGCGGCGCUGGGUGGGGUACUUUUAUACAUUUAUAAACGGGACGAGGUCUGAACCUGUGGUUUUUCAACGAUCGUCUACUACAAGUGUGAUUCACACAAACUAUAUUUCGGAGUGAAAGAAAACAUUGCAAUAAAAUCACUAUACGAUGGAAGAGAAAUAGACAAGAGCACUCUUACAUGUAGCUGAAAUAUGUAGUUGUUUAUUGUUCUCUGUAUAUAUAGUGUAACCUUCAAAGUAAUAAUUGUCAUAUUAUCACAACAUGGAAGAAAACUGACGUAGAUACGCCCUAAUCGGGAGUGGAAGGCUGGCGGGCGACUACUUGAACCAUCGUCGGUAGCGGCUGAAGAAGUCGCGGUAGGGCGUGUUCUGGGUGACACGUCCGCUUCGCCGCUUCAUGUUUAUAUAGGCGAUCAUUGGGUCGGACAUGGAGAUGCUCAUGUUCUUAAUGAUGUGGUCCACACCGAUGAGGCCCCGGAUCUUCCCCGCCAAGUCCUGGAAUGUCAUGUUGUUUGGUGCUAAAUUUGUGAACUCGAAGGGAUUCAUAACAGAUAUGCAUAAACUUUUGUCUUUUAUGUUUUUGAUACCACAAAAGACAAAUCAUAUAUGGAGGAAAGUAAAACUAGUUCGCUUACAUACCUGUCACCUUAUGUCACUGGCCCCAAUUUCUCGAGACAUUUUAAGUCCUUACAACAAGAUUGAGCUAACUUCAUUAGUUUAAGUAGUUUUUAUUGUAUUUUUCUCAGAGUUUUACUUGUAAAGGAAAAUAUCUUAAGCACUUAUAUCAUCAUAAGCACAAUAAACGGUUUGUGUUAUGUAGAAUCAAGUUUGAGACACUAGUUUAGCUAAAUUAAAUUGGCUACAUUGGUAUGUUCGUUUCACUGGGUGAUUUUUCGCUACUCACAACGUUAAAACAAAACAUUGAAUUGCCUGCAAAAUUGCUACCAGAAUUGCCAGAAUUUGGGAGAUGAUAAGACAUGGCGAUGCAUACUACACGUACCCGGAUAUGAAGAAAGUUUGUGACGCCAAUGUUUGGAAGGCUGCUAGCGUCCAUGUAGAGUAGGUGGCGCCCGCUGAUAUGGUUCGUUAUGAAACAAUCCUGGAACAAGGCAAGGGUUGAUCCUACAGAGUACUUUUCGCCAUAUCUGGAGUUUUAUGUGUCUCUUAAAUGACGUACAUGAAAUUAAGAUAAAUCGCAAAGUACUGCACGAUUCUAGUAAGACUUAUACAUAUUUAAUAACCCUCUUGUAGACAAAAAGAAAAGGUCAACCAUUUAUGUUUAAAAAUCACACCGACCCUGUAUUGUGGAUAGCCUUGCUCCACGACCCAGUCCGCCACCUGACUGGAUGUCCAGUAGAUAGCCAUUGGCACGCCACUCCGGGUGUCCGCUUCCAGGACGAACCGACUCGGCCGAUCAUUCAUACCUCCUGCAACUAGCCUAGACCAGGAUAGGGAAUAAACAACGGAAGGAAGCUGAUUUCUAUUGCUCCUUUCUUUGUGAUUAUACGAGUUUCAUUUAUAAAAAUAUGUUCACUGUGUUGCUGCACAUACGCUACACUGAUGCUGUAGUCAACGUCAUUGACCUCGACGUUGUAUCGAACGUCGCGGAUAAUAAUUGUUAUUUUGACGUAUUUUUUAUUAUGCUCAAAAAGUAACGUCAUUAAAUCUUGAGUCAGUCCAUUGGUGUAAAACCCUAAACAUUAUGAAAACUAUAAUAAUAAUAUAAAAUAUUCAUGUUUAAAAUAAUUCGGGUAUGAUGUCAGCAAUUAUCAAAACAUGUAAUUUAUCACCGAUUAAAGGAAAGAGACAAAUAAUUGUUUACAUGAAUUGUGUUAAUGUACGUAUAUGACAUUCUUGCAAAAAUUGUAAUGGAUACUACCAAAUGUGUAAAUGUUGAAAAUAUAUUGAUUGAAUGUGGUUUUACUGAAUAUAUCUACAUUAUUUACAGGGUGAAAUUAUUGUAAUUUAUAAUCAUCAUAUUAAACCGAGUUGUGUUUGUCGAAGAAAUGUUGAAUACAUGUAUAAUUAUAUUGAAUUACAUCAGAAAGGUAUGAUAGUGAUAGUGUGAUUAUAUGUGUUGUAUGUUGCUUAAUAUGUAAGUUAGCAUAUGUGUUUUUGUAAUACUUUUUGUGUGAAGGCCAUGCUUGAAAUAAGUAGUAUGUCUGUUAUGAUUGUACACUUAGUAUGCAACCUUCGUUAAAUAAAGUUGUUGUUAUUA